AUGGCAUCAGACGCGCCGCUCGUACUGCGUCCAGCCGAGACGCUGACAGCCCAGUGCUACUGCAAGUCGGUGCACUUCACCGUCACGGUCCCCACGUCUGCGCUGCCGCUGCCGGUGCACCUCUGCCACUGCCACAUCUGCCGCCACACGCACGGCACGCUCUGCACCUUCCACGCGCCUCUGCCCGCGGGCAUCUCGCCCGUCUUCAUCGCGCCGUCGUUCCUCGAGACUUCUCUCACAGGCUACACCCACUCGGACCAAGCGGCGUCGACGCGCUUCUUCUGCAAGACGUGCGGCUGCCACAUCGGCGACCGCGACCGCGAGGCCCCCGCCGACGGCACCGCGCCCGCGUGGCGCGUGGCGACGUCCAUCUUCGACACGCACGCCGCCUCCGUCUUCGACAUCCGCACCCACGUGUUCACGCCCCGCGACGGCGACGGCAGCGGCAGCGGCAGCGGCCUACACUGGUGGCUGCCAUCCAUCAACGGCCGCGCGGUGCGCACCUGGAACCCCGAGCCGGGUGACCCGACGUUCCCCAUCCCGGCCCCGGCACCGCCCGCGCGCGAGGUCGAUGCCCAAGGCCGCGAGCGCCUACGCGCCGAGUGCCACUGCGGCGGCGUUAGCUUCUCGCUGCCGCGGCCCGACGACGUGCAUGCCGACAUCGCCGCCAUGUCCACCGACAACAGAGAAAAGGGACUCAGCGCUUGGAACGCGGUCGUCGACGUGAGCGACGCCAGCCGGCUCGUGAGCGGCGCGCACGCCGUGGCCUGGGCGUCUGUGCCGCGCGCGGCGCUGGACCCGGCCGUGCCCGCGGAUCUAAGAUUUGGGUCGCUCGUUCCCUACGAGUCGCCGUACGAGGGCAGCCGCCGGGCGUUCUGUGGCGUGUGUGGCGCAAUAGUGUUUUACUAUUCUGGCGGCGGUGAUGGUGGUGGUGGUGAUGGUGGUGGUGGUGGUGGUGGUGGUGGCGAUGUGGACACCGUGCGUGUUGCCGUCGGCAUCCUCCGCGCGCCCGACGGGGUUCUGGCGCUUGACUGGCUGAUGUUCCGCACGGCGAAUGUCGAGACCGGGCUUGCUGGGGGGGGGGGACAACGCGUGCGCGCGUUUGACGGCGUGUUUACCGAGGCGCUGACCCAGGGGCUGCGGGAUUGGGGUUGGGAGACGCACGGGCUGUAUUCCAACUUUGAGACGCCUUGA
Lasiosphaeria miniovina is the source of this 1194-nucleotide messenger RNA. RefSeq names its product Mss4-like protein. The record is from RefSeq and is a predicted model, not a curated record. Bases 1 to 1194 code for a protein of 397 amino acids. Gene Ontology annotation, molecular function: carbon-sulfur lyase activity. The transcript has 2 exons. Lineage: Eukaryota; Fungi; Ascomycota; Sordariomycetes; Sordariales; Lasiosphaeriaceae.